CAUAUGACAGUACAGGCGCGUGAGUGCCUUCUGCUCGAUCCAGCCCUAAAGAUACUGCUCGUGAAACACCCAAAAAUUGCUUCGAAGAUCGCGUAAUAAAACGAAAAUGAAACAUUCGCGAUUACUUUUAACGAGCGUCUUCGAACUCGCUCUUCUUUUUCAAAUAUCAACGAUUCAAGCUAGUACGGAUGUGCCUGUGCUAAUCUGGGGCGGCGAUACACCUGCUACUUCGAACAAAAUUCUCGUCAAUCCCUUCGAGAAAACCUCGCAAGGAGAUUUUGAGAAAAUUGUCACGAAGUUCGUGGGCGGUUCCCUUUCGCCACUUCUCGUCUUCUUCAAGGAAGAUCUUUGUAUUGAAGAUUUGGCGAACAGUCGGGAGAGUCUGCGUUCUUUGAUGGACACUGGAUCUUUGGUAUACCGCCCCAUGGUUGAAACUCCAAUCUCAGUAUUCGAAAAGUUGCCAUUCUACAACUUAACGACGUCAGAAAAUUUGAAUUCUUUGACAGAGGGUCAAUUGAAUUUACACAAGGUUCCUAAUUUGAAAGAGAUUGUGAAAAAAUACAAUGAGAUGAAGAAAUUGAGCCCUAAUCUUGUAGCAGCAUUGACAGGAGCAUCUUGCCGGUUUGCUCGUCCAGAUAGAAUAAAAAGAGCAGUAGAUGAUGAUCCAACUCCAAAAUCAUCCGCAUUGAAGAUCAAUGCUUCAAGAAUUCUAAUGUACGCGAGCUCACAACCAAUGCUGGAGUAUGAUGAAACAAACAUAAAUGUAACAGCAACAAAAGAUCCGGUUCCAGAAGGUAACGGAAGCGUGGAAUCGCCAUUGCAGGUGAAUUUUGAGUAUUCCGUAAACAAUGGCUCAAACACUUGGACUGUCAACAUACUUUUACGUUUCUUGCACAAAUAUACGGGUUAUUAUACACCCGAAGUUUUGUACAAGCUUAACGAUGAAAAUACGACUCUCACACCAAGUACAGACGCAUCGUUCCCGUUCAAUUUCUCUUACCAUUGCUCACAGAGCGUUAAAUACAUAUCUGGAGGUGGCGUGAAAUUCAAUUUGAAAGAUUUUCAAGUACAGAUCGAUGCUCAGAAAUUUGGUGAUGCUUACGAUUGCGUUGGUUUCAUGUCCAUCCCUAUAUGGGCUGGCAUUUUCGUCACUGCUAUUCUCGCCAUCAUUAUGACUUGGGGUUUAACUAUGGUCAUGGAUAUUCGUACGCCUGACCGAUACGACGAUCCAAAGGGAAAGACCAUCACGAUCAACGCUUCUGUUGAUUAAAAUCACACUACAAAUGUACAUCUGUUUUAUUCACGAAUAUGUAAAUAUAACUCAUGUAAAGUUCUGUAUAUUUCGAUGCUGUAAUAUGUCGACUUUUUUUUUAUGCCGAGAGAAAAUCUUUUUUUCCUGUUGCAAUGAUAAAAAUUUAACUUUGUUGAGUAUCGAAUGUCUCACGAAAAGCCGCGGAAGUCACAUAAGCACGGGAACGUCGAUGUGAAUAAACGAAAAGAAAAAAUCAUUCAUAAACUGUAACUCGAGGUAUAGUGGUUUUCUUGAACAAAAAAGUCGUAUUUUCGCUCGGGAAAUGAACAAAUAAGGUACUGAAGUUCUAAUCGUUGAAAUAUGACAGAAAUUCCUACUUCACAAAUCCAUUUCUUAACUCAGAAAAAUGGUCACUAUUUUUGUUGUGAAUUUUCAAGUCUCUAUCGCCUUGAUGUCAAAGUAAAUCAAGUAAAUCUAAAUUUCAUUACAUUCCAGCGAUACGAAAUUCGACGUGUACUCAAACGAUUUGUAUUCCAUCCCGUGAUCGCCAUACCACUGUGUUCAGUAUUUAUAAUCGAGAAAUCGAUCGCAGAUUGGGCUACGAAAAUCGAUGAAAAAUAUUUUUUUUGCGUCCAUAAACUUAUAAGCGAAACCAAUAAACACAGCAGAAUUUUCGCUAUAUUCCAACGAUCGAACUUCGAUACGAUAGAAAACGCGAUUGCCUGGAAAGAGGAGAGUUUUUCGCGAGCAUUACAGAAAUACCGACUGAAUGAGAGUGAUAAGGUAAUAGUUGUAGAAGAAAACAUUGUGAGACCUGAUAGUUUAUCACCAACCUCAUUUCCGUGACUCUGUUCUCAUCGAAAUUCUUAAUCGUCAGCUGCCGUAUGCGAUACGCGGUUGUAUAAUAUAUUAUUUAGGAUAAAUUCUAUAGGAAUAUUAAAGUAUCCAAAUUGUUUGAAUUCAAAGCGUCAUUUGAUGUGUACGAUAAAGAUAAAACAAAAUAGCUGUAUUCAACUACGUAAAAAUAAAUAAUAGAGACGUUACAAUUGA
This is a messenger RNA of Venturia canescens, 2302 nucleotides long. RefSeq lists its product as uncharacterized. The transcript is spliced from 2 exons. The record is from RefSeq and is a predicted model, not a curated record. Lineage: Eukaryota; Metazoa; Arthropoda; Insecta; Hymenoptera; Ichneumonidae. The coding region runs from base 107 to 1270 and encodes 387 amino acids.